Cynocephalus volans (Philippine flying lemur) is the source of this 1110-nucleotide messenger RNA. RefSeq names its product dimethylarginine dimethylaminohydrolase 1 (gene DDAH1). Bases 1 to 858 code for a protein of 285 amino acids. Gene Ontology annotation, biological process: arginine metabolic process; positive regulation of nitric oxide biosynthetic process. NCBI's taxonomy places the organism in Eukaryota, Metazoa, Chordata, Mammalia, Dermoptera, Cynocephalidae. The record is from RefSeq and is a predicted model, not a curated record. Gene Ontology annotation, molecular function: amino acid binding; dimethylargininase activity. The transcript has 6 exons.
AUGGCCGGGCUCGGCCACCCCGCCGCCUUCGGCCGGGCCACCCACGCCGUGGUGCGGGCGCUGCCCGAGUCUUUCGGCCAGCACGCGCUGAGGCGCGCCAAGGGCGAGGAGGUGGAUUUCGCCCGCGCCGAGCGGCAGUACCAGCUCUACGUGGGCGUGCUGGGCAGCAAGCUGGGGCUGCAGGUGGUGCAGCUGCCGGCCGACGAGAGCCUCCCGGACUGCGUGUUCGUGGAGGACGUGGCCGUGGUGUGCGAGGAGACGGCCCUCAUCACCCGGCCCGGGGCGCCGAGCCGGAGGAAGGAGGUUGACAUGAUGAAAGAAGCACUAGAAAAACUUCAGCUCAAUAUAGUUGAGAUGAAAGAUGAAAAUGCAACCUUAGAUGGUGGAGAUGUCUUAUUUACAGGCAGAGAAUUUUUUGUGGGCCUUUCAAAAAGGACAAAUCAACGAGGUGCUGAAAUCUUGGCUGAUACUUUUAAGGACUAUGCAGUCUCCACAGUUCCCGUGGCUGAUGCUUUGCAUUUGAAGAGUUUCUGCAGCAUGGCUGGGCCUAACCUGAUCGCAAUUGGGUCUAGUGAAUCUGCACAGAAGGCCCUCAAGAUCAUGCAACAGAUGAGUGACCACCGCUAUGACAAACUCACCGUGCCUGAUGACGUGGCUGCAAACUGUAUAUAUCUAAAUAUCCCCAGCAAAGGACACGUGUUGCUGCACCGAACCCCAGAAGAGUAUCCAGAAAGUGCAAAGGUUUAUGAGAAACUGAAGGACCAUAUGCUGAUCCCUGUGAGCCAAUCUGAACUGGAAAAGGUGGACGGGCUGCUCACCUGCUGCUCAGUUUUAAUUAACAAGAAGGUCGACUCCUGAGCGACAGAGUCCCUCCCUUGUAGCUGGCAAGACUGCACACGCAAGGCCGGUGACUCUGUACCCACUCCCAUCAUUUUCCUUGACAAUCUACUGUGCCACUGUGCUACUAACUCUUGUUUACAAAAAUUUAAUUCUAAGUUUAAUUGCUUCAUUUUGCACCCCCAACCUCCCUCCCCUCACGGUGGUACCUAAUAUGUGGAUUUACUAAAUGAAUUAAGCAACCUAGAAAAUAUAGAGAUAAUGAAUAAUUGA